Suillus subaureus is the source of this 204-nucleotide messenger RNA. RefSeq lists its product as uncharacterized. The annotation marks the transcript as partial. Gene Ontology annotation, molecular function: ATP hydrolysis activity; ATP binding. The transcript has 2 exons. The record is from RefSeq and is a predicted model, not a curated record. NCBI's taxonomy places the organism in Eukaryota, Fungi, Basidiomycota, Agaricomycetes, Boletales, Suillaceae.
AAAAUCGCGGUACUUCAUCAGCCUCCUGGAACUGGAAAGAUGCUUAUGGCUGAAGCUGUCACUGAACACCUUGAGAGGCCUUUGUACAUCGUUGGCUUUCCAGAAUUGUUGACAGUGCCUUCACAACUGGAGUCUGAGCUGUCAGAGAUACUGAAUUUAGCUACCAUAUGGGGUGCCACAGUUCUAUUCGACGGAGGUGAUGUG